CUAACAUGUAAUGCACCAAGAGGCUGCCCCAACGCACUAAUAACAUGGCAGAAUCAGACGGGAAUAUGGACUAAUUCUACAAACCUGACAUUUGUCCCGACUCGGAGUCACGAUCAAACUUCAUUAACUUGUCAGAUGACCUUCUCAUCAUCGAAGCAUUAUACCCAAAAUAAAAUCACAAUAUCUGUUCAGUAUCCACCUUCCAUCUGUAUUACCAUCCUAGAAAUACAAAACCACACCAUCACUAACUGUACCAUACAACAGGAAUUGACAGUACAAGAAGGAAGCUCACUGGCUCUGAAAUGUUCGGUGGACAGCAACCCUGGAGCUCAGGUGACCUGGAUGAAGGGAGAGAAGAAUGUGCUCAGCAAGGGCAAUGGAAGUGAGCUUGUGCUCUAUCUGAGCAAUAUAUCAUCCAGCGGGGCAGAUAAUUAUCACUGUUUGGCUCACAAUAAUCUUUCGGCCAUUAAUCAAAACAUCAAUAUCAUUGUGCAAUCGGAUAAUACAAAGUAUCUUCUGAUUGCUGAUGCAGUUGGAAUUGCUUGUUGUUGUAGUUGGAAUUGCUGGUGCAGUUGGAAUUGCUGUCGUCUUGUUGGUUGCUGUAACACUGAAGCUUCUGUUGAGUAGCAGGAUGAAGAAAACUGAGGAAAAAAUUAAAACUGAGGAUUCCACUUUUACAAACAACCAGUAUGAACAUAAACCAGACUCCUUGUAUGGAGACACCGAACCAGACUCUUUGUAUGGAAACACCGAACCAGACUCUUUGUAUGGA
Molecule: messenger RNA, 772 nt
Organism: Staurois parvus
Lineage: Eukaryota; Metazoa; Chordata; Amphibia; Anura; Ranidae
Source: the annotation of a GenBank genome assembly